AAGGAAGUGCGUCAUUGCAGGGCGGAAGUGCAACCGAGGAGACGAAUUCGGUGUGAAGCGGCCACGCGGGAAGAUCGAGAGGAAAAAGAAUGAAAUUUAAUUUCAGGUUCUCGAACCUACUGGGGACAGUUUACCGCCAUGGAAACCUUAGCUUUUCGCCAGAUGGAAACUCUGUCAUCAGUCCAGUUGGAAAUCGCGUCACGGUCUUUGAUCUGAAAAACAACAAGGCCGAGACAUUGCCUUUGGCUGCUCAGCGGAACAUUGCUUGUGUUGGGCACUCUCCCGAUGGACACCUCGCAAUCCUUAUCGAUGAAGAUGGUGAUGGGUUGUUGGUCAGCCUGAUCAGUAAAGCUGUGCUGCAUCGAUUUCACUUCCACGCCCGGGUUCACAGUAUCAGCUUCUCGCCUGAUGGCAGGAAGUUUGUUGUGAGUAAGAAUAACGUUGUUCUGAUGUAUCAUGCUCCUGGCAAGAGCAGGGAGUUUAACCCCUUCGUGCUGGACAAGACCUACUUCGGACCCUACGAUGAGACAACAUGCAUCGACUGGACUGAUGACUCAAAGUGUUUUGCAGUUGGCAGCAUGGACAGCAGUACCUGGGUGUUUGGCGCUGAGCGCUGGGUCAAUCUCAUUUACUACUCACUCAGUGGGCACAAAGACACCAUCGUUUCCUGCUUUUUUGAAGAGAAGAGUUUGGACAUCUACACGCUGAGUCGAGAUGCUACCCUGUGUGUGUGGCAGUGUGAUACAGAGCCUGAGGGCCUGCAGCGCCAAUUCCCAAAGAGCAAGGACAAAACACAGACUGAUCAAAGUCAAGAACUCGAAGGGCAGAGUGCAGAUAUCAUUCAGGGAAAAGCAGAAUCAGAGCAAGAGAGGAUUGGGAAAGUGAAAUAUUCUCUUGUUGGCAAGCAUUAUUUCAAUAAAGAGAAGGAUUUCAAUGACCUGACAGCUGCUGCCUACCACAAGAAAACCCACCUCCUGGUCACGGGGUUUGCUUCAGGAAUAUUUCACCUCCAUGAGCUGCCAGAGUUUAACCUCAUCCACUCGCUCAGUAUUUCAGACCAAAGGAUCGAGUCCAUUUCUGUGAAUGUGUCCGGGGACUGGAUCGCAUUUGGAUGUCCAGGUCUGGGGCAGCUCUUGGUGUGGGAGUGGCAGAGUGAGUCUUAUGUGUUCAAACAACAAGGGCACUUCAACAACAUGGUCACACUGUCGUACUCUCCAGAUGCUCAGUACAUCGCCACGGGGGGAGAUGACGGCAAGGUGAAAGUUUGGAACACGAGCAGUGGUUUCUGUAUUGUGACCUUCACUGAACACACAAGCGCUGUCACUGCAGUGACCUUUAACUCCACAGGUUUUGUGGUGCUGAGUGCCUCUCUGGAUGGGACAGUGCGAGCAUUUGACCUUCACAGGUAUCGAAACUUCCGAACGUUCACAUCACCGCGACCCACUCAGUUCACCAGUCUGGCUGUGGAUAUGAGUGGGGAGAUUGUGUGCGCUGGCUCACAGGAUUCCUUUGAAGUAUUUGUCUGGUCAAUGCAAACUGGCCGUUUACUGGAGGUGCUGGCAGGGCAUGAGGCUCCAGUUAGUAAUCUGAGCUUCAGCCCAUCACGCACACUCCUGGCUAGUGCGUCAUGGGACAAAACAGUGAAAUUAUGGGAUAUGUUCGACAGCUGGAGCACCAAAGAGACUCUUGUCCUGAAUUCAGAUGUGCUGGACGUUGCGUUCCGUCCAGAUGGGCAGGAGCUGGCAGCUGUCACACUCGAUGGUCAGAUCACAUUCUGGGAUCAUCAGAACGUGGUGCAGACCGGCUCCAUCGAGGGACGUCACGAUCUGCAGAUGGGCCGCAAGGAGCUAGAGAAGAUCACAGCCAAGCAAGCAGCCAAGGGCCGGUCAUUCUCCACGGUGUGUUAUUCAGCUGAUGGCCUGUCAGUUCUGGCUGGUGGACAUUCCAAGUUUGUCUGCAUUUACAACGUGAAAGAGCAGCUCCUGGUGAAGAAGUUUGAGAUUUCGUGUAAUCUCUCUCUGGAUGCAAUGGAGGAGUUCCUGGAUCGCAGGAAGAUGACGGAGUUUGGAAGCAUGGCACUGAUCGAUGACGGUGCUGGUGAUGAGGAUGGAGUGGCUAUCAGCUUGCCAGGAGUAAAGAAGGGUGACAUGAGUUUACGACACUUUAAGCCGGAGAUCCGAGUGACAUGCCUUUCCUUCUCACCGACAGGCAGGAGCUGGGCAGCCACCAGUACAGAGGGGCUCCUCCUUUACUCGCUGGAUGGUUGUGUGGUCUUUGACCCUUUCGAUCUGGAUGAGGAGGUUACGCCGAGCAGCGUGAGGCGGGUCCUACGUCAGAAGGAAUUUACAGCAGCCAUCAUGAUGGCACUCCGCCUGAAUGAGGCCAAACUGAUCCUGGAGGUUCUGGAGACUGUGCCUCACACAGACAUUGACCUGGUGUGCUCAACUCUGCCUCUGACGUAUGUGGAGAAAGUCCUUCAGUUUGUUGCCUCGGCUCUGGAAACCUCACGGCACCUGGAGUUCUUCCUGACCUGGGCCCAGCGCUUACUCACUCUCCACGGACAGAAGCUGAAGGCCAGGUCAGUGGUGUUGCUGCCAAUGAUCCAGGCUCUGCAGCGGAGCAUCCGACAUCACUUUGACACAGUGUCCAAGCUGUGUGACUGGAAUCGCUACAACAUGAGGUAUGCACUCACCCUGUCCCAGCAGAAAGGAAUGAAACGCCCAGCAGAAUUGGCAGAGAGUGAUGAAGACAGUGACUCUGAAGGAGACACCGAGCAACUGAUGGAUGUGAGUGACUAAGCUGAGAACCCCCAGAAUGGUUCUGUUGAUUUACAACAACCUCUUGUUGUCCUUCAGCAACAUCCAUGGGGACAUCACAGUCUCAAAGUGGUAGCUACAACAAGAGCCCAGUCAUCAGGAACCACUUGUAAUUUGGCAGUGAAGCAACAGCAUGUGGGCUAUACACUGUGGGAUGUUGUAUAUCUCGACUCGUUAGAUUAUGGAAUGAAAACAAUAUUCACGAUGAAUGGAAAUAGUUCUUUCUCAUGGGCUGACUGCUGGGGGAACGUACAAAGAUUCAUGCAGGAAGUCUCCUCGUGAGAAGUGUCCCUUCUCCAAAACUGUGACUUAUUGAAUGUGGAAGGAAACAAACAUGUUUGAUGCUCUGUUUGACUAAGACUGCUUCCUCCUGAUGUAAAUGAUGUAUAAUACAUGUUUUAAUAAACUGUGGAUGGUUGUAUUGA
Molecule: messenger RNA, 3241 nt
Organism: Chiloscyllium plagiosum (whitespotted bambooshark)
Lineage: Eukaryota; Metazoa; Chordata; Chondrichthyes; Orectolobiformes; Hemiscylliidae
Gene: pwp2h
Product: PWP2 small subunit processome component
Biological process (GO): maturation of SSU-rRNA from tricistronic rRNA transcript (SSU-rRNA, 5.8S rRNA, LSU-rRNA); ribosomal small subunit assembly
Cellular component (GO): Pwp2p-containing subcomplex of 90S preribosome; small-subunit processome
Molecular function (GO): protein binding
Source: RefSeq, a predicted model, not a curated record